This is a messenger RNA of Medioppia subpectinata, 1624 nucleotides long. The record is from the annotation of a GenBank genome assembly. Lineage: Eukaryota; Metazoa; Arthropoda; Arachnida; Sarcoptiformes; Oppiidae.
UACAAAACUAAAUCAAAUAAUGUCCGCAAAAGAUAUUUACUCUGAGGUGAAAAAGUCGAGAGACUUUACAAAAAAAGUAAUUUUAGUGACCGGAAGUAGUGGUGGUAUCGGCGAAGCGAUCGCUAAACUAUACUCAGCUCUGGGGGCGAGUGUUGUCAUCACCGGUAGGCGAGAGGCAAUUGUUAAACGCGUGGCCAAAGAGGCUCAGGAAUUAUCACCAAAUAAAACACCGGCUUUGGAAAUACCGGCAGAUUUAGGAAAGAAUGGCGAAGCGGAGCGUGUGUUCAAUGAAACUAUUAAAACGUUCAAACGAUUGGAUGUAUUGGUGAAUAACGCCGGCGACUAUAUUAAGGCCAACGGAACCGAUGAUAACUUUUUGGAUGUUUUGGACAGAUCUCUGAAAGUAGAUCUCAAGGCAUCGCUUACUCUCAUCCGACUCUUUGAACCAUAUCUUAAACAAAGCAAAGGAAAUGUUGUCAACAUUUCGUCGGUGUUUACGGAGAGACCACAAAAAUCCUAUUUGGGAUAUCAAUUGGCAAAACAAGCCCUGGAAAUGAGCACAACUACACUGGCAUUAGAGUUGGCCCCACACGGCAUUCGGGUUAACAGUGUUGGCAUAGGAAUAGUGAGAUCUCACGUAACACAUGACGACCCAAAUGUUAUGAAAAUUUUCAACGAAGCGGCCAAACAGACACCACUCGGACGUAUCGGCACUCCCGACGAUAUCGCUAAAGGGGUGGUAUUCCUGUCCUCAUCGGACGCCUCGUUCAUAACGGGACACAAUCUGGUCAUCGAUGGCGGCAUUAACAAUGAUAUCUAUCAAGAAGUGAGAGAUUCAAGAAAUUUUACGGGGAAAAUAGUUUUAGUGACCGGAAGUGCUUCGGGUAUUGGAGAACAGAUUGUGAAACUAUACUCAGCUCUCGGGGCGAGUGUUGUCGUCACCGGUAGGAAAGCCUCAGAGAUUUCAAAAGUGGCCAAAGAAGUACAGGAAUUGUCACCGAAAAAACUUAAACCGUUAGAAGUGACCGCAGAUCUGACCAAAGAUGAAGACUUAAAGCGUUUGUUUGAUGAGACCAUAAAAGCAUACAAAGGAUUGGAUGUAUUGGUCAAUAGCGCCGGUCUAUUGAUUAACUCUUCGGCGACCGAUAAAGACUUUUUGUCCGUUUUGGACAAAUCGGAGAAAAUAGACUUAAGAGCAUCACUAGAGCUGAUCCGUCUGAGUGUUCCGUAUCUCCAGAAAUCAAAGGGAACUGUUGUUAACAUUUGCAGCACUUUUACUAUACACCCGCAAAAAUCGUAUUUGGGAUAUGAGUUGGCCAAACAGGCGCUAUCAAUGGCAACCAAUGUAUUAUCACUAGAGUUGGCCCCACAGGGUAUUCGUGUUAACUCUAUCAGCCCGGGUAUUGUUCAGUCACAUCCACUCAAUGAGACCCUUCCCUGGGAAAAACGGGUGAUUGAGAAAGCGGCCAAAACUACACCACUGGCCCGACCCGGCCUUCCCAUUGAUAUCGCCAAAGGCAUAGUAUUCCUGUCCUCAUCGGACGCCUCAUUCAUAACGGGACACAAUCUGGUGGUCGACGGAGGGCUCAGAUAUAACAUGGAUUCAGAUUUUAUGAAUGUUUAG